CAAAUAAAUACCCUACUCACGAUACAAUUGGAAGGAUUUAUUCGACUCGAUUCCUCUAAACCAGAAUGAAUAUCUCUGCUUCUUCAUCUUCUUCGCAAUUGAAGAUAGCGGCGUCUACAUAUUCGUGACGGCGCAGCCGCAUUAGUUCGAAGUUAAUUCCAGAGAACGAGUGCUUCGCCGAAGGAAUAGGAGAGAAGAAACUAAAUUCGGAGGAGGAAGGAUGUGCGUGAUUCUCGAGCGAGGAGGAGACGGGAAACAGGCGGCUGAACCCGGCGGUGGAGUGCUUGCGCCGCCGCCUUCCAACUUGUCAGCGCUGAAUGAUCUCUCCAUCUACAGAUCCGGCCUCCCGCCGUCUCCGCCUAACUUCUCAGUGGUGGAAGAUCUCUGCAUAUACAGAUCCGGCCUCCCGCGGCCCUCCAAUUUCCCGUUUCUCCAAACCCUAAAUCUCCGCUCUAUCAUAUAUCUGUGUCCCGAGCCCUACCCUGAAGAGAACAGGGAGUUUCUCCGCCUCAACAAUGUAAAGCUUUUCCAAUUUGGAAUCGAAGGCACCAAGGACCCAUCUGGCAUAUCCAGGACCGCCAUAACUGAGGCUCUGAGAGUCCUGAUUGAUGUGAGAAACCAUCCGGUGCUGAUCCAUUGCAAGCGCGGGAAGCACCGGACAGGGUGUCUGGUGGGGUGCCUGAGGAAGUUGCAGAACUGGUGUUUGUCUUCUGUGUUGGAAGAGUACAAACAUUUUGCAGGCGCGAAGUGGAGGGAAUCUGACUUGAGGUUUAUUGAAGAAUAUGAUGCUCCUUCCAUCAGGCAUUCCCUUCAGAGCAUCAUCUACCGCUACACUGCCUCAACGAAGAGGCGCUUACUCUGCGGAGAAGAAGAGCGUGCUGACAAGCCUGCAAGGAUUGCUCGGGUUUAGAAAUUAUGGAAGUUCUUACCGAAUCACCUGUUCUGCUCUGUUUUUUUUGCAGUCACAAUCAUUCUGACUUUUUAUAGCCAAACCUUUGAAUUUUUAAAAUUUAGUGAGGUAGUCAUCAACUUUUGAUUUUAGGUAUUGAAUGGUCCAAUGAGCAACAUAAAUAGAGUUAGACUUACUUUUAGGAUUGAUGAAUAGACUUACUUUUAGAAUUGAAUUGUCUAAAUUUGUUGUAGAUGUCAAUUUUUCAUAGAAUUUUUCUUUAGUGUAUUAAUAAAAUUCUUCUCAAUUUGAC
Molecule: messenger RNA, 1202 nt
Organism: Cuscuta epithymum
Lineage: Eukaryota; Viridiplantae; Streptophyta; Magnoliopsida; Solanales; Convolvulaceae
Source: the annotation of a GenBank genome assembly